AUGCCGGGCGACGCGGCCGAGGACGCGCACCUGGCGCUGAUGAGUGGGCGCGGCGGCGACGCCCGCCACGCGCUGGCGGGCGUCUCCGGAGGGGGGGCGGGACUGCUCUAUGCGCCGCCGCCGUUCGCCUGCGGUUCGCGGGCCUUCCCUGGGCUGGCCGGUGAGGAACUUGAGCGCGGAGGCGGCGGCAGCCAUGCAGGGUCCUAUCGCGAGGCGUCCAGCGCGCGUCGCGGCGAGCGCGAGCGCCGAGAGCGCGGCAGCGGGGGAGACUCGGCGUCGCCGGAGCGCGUCGUCAUGCGCCGCUCACCGCUCGCCUCCGCGCGCUACGCGCCGUAUUACGCACCCGCGAUGCUGCGCUCGUGGCCGCGGUACGAUGAGGGCGACGAGACGUUCGCGUACAACGAAGAGAGCGAGCGACGCCGCGGGAGAGGCGAGUACGCGACCGCGCGCGAGGAGGACGUGGGGGCGACGGUCUACGGUCGCCGAGGCGUCUCGUCGUCUGGCUGCCGGGCUUCGGCCUCCUCCGCGUCGUGUCUCCCCAUGGUGCUGCCGCCGCCGUCAUUCGGGGGAGGCGUGCCGCUGGGCGAGUACGCGUAUCCUGGCGGCGUGGAGGCUUGUCGAUACGGCUCGCCAGGAGGUCGGCGCGGCGAGCGCUGGGCGCGAGACGAGCACGGCGGAAGGGGCGAGGAGGCGGCGCGGGCGGCGGCGUACCUGGCGGACCGCGAGGCGGAGGACGAGGACCGGCGCGACGGCAGAGGCCGCAAGCCGAGCGGAGAAGGCCUCUACGCGGGGGGGGGCGUCUGGGCGCCGAGGCAGCGGGUCUACGGAGGCCGAGAUGAGCGAGACGUGGGUGACGUGUACGCCGCAGCAGCGGGCGACCGGUACCUGCGAGGCGACGAGGACCGUGAGCGACGCGAGGCCUACUACUACGAGAGCCGUAGCGGCAGGGGACAUGCUGGCGACGCGCAGGCCGGGGGGCGCCGGCGCGACGGCGCGGGGGGGGCAGGCGGCGAGCGCCACAGACAGGCCGCCGGCGGCGAGGACGUGAAGAGGCGCCACGACGAGGAGGAAGGCAGGCGCCGAGACGAAGCGGGGACGAGAAGAAAAGACGAGAGCGACCGGAGGCGGCGCAGAGACAUCGACGAGCGCGAGUUCUUCAUGGCUGCGGCGGCGCAAGCCGGUGGCGCCGGGGGCGGGGGAGGAGACCGCGUGGCGGCGGGGCGGAGGCUCUACGAAGCGGAAGAAGAGGCUGAGUUCCCGAGAGGGCACAAGCCGUACAGACACUACCGCGACGGCGAAGAGGACCGCCUGCGCGCACAAGGCGGCGGGGCGGAGAGAAGAGAAGACGAAGAGCGCGCCGCGAAGCGACGCGCCGCGCUGCUGGCGGAGGAGGAGCACAGCGCCCCCCGCGCGGGUCGCCGCGGCGGCGGUCCGUUGUCGUCGUACGGGGGGGCAGCGGAGGGUGCGAGCGACGCAGGCGACCAAGAGAGCGGUGAGCGGCGGCGCGACGCCGACAGCUGCCAUCACCAUCACGGAUACGACGCCGCCGAGAGCGAGGAGAGCUACGCGCUUCUCGCGCGCGACCCGCAAGCUGCCAGGGCGCAUCGCGGUCGCGCGACACUCGAGCGCGACGUGCACGCCGUCGACGCAGGCGGACACGGCCGGCGGCGACACGAAGACCGGGACUUCUACCCUGGCGGCGGCGAGCGCAUCCGCGACAAGGAGCGAGGCGAAGAUGCGUACAUGUCGCAACUCGCGUCGCGGGAGCGUCUGGUUCGAAGAGGACGCGGCGGAGGCGAUGACGGGCGCGCGAUGGACGCCCCACCCCCGGCAGGGGGGUACGGGGGCCCCGAGGAUGCCUGCCGCGCGGGCGGCGGAGUCGAGGACGAUGCGCCUCGCCGCAGGCGAAAGAGCCGCUCGCGGUCGCCCGGCGGCGCAGGCUACUUCGUGGGAUACGGCGGGUACGCCGCGUCGCGCAGCCACUUCCCGGCGCAGACGGCGCAGCACCCGCACAGCCACGCGGAGGGCGCGCGCCGCCGCGGGUGCGGAGGAGACGGCGACGAGGAAGUCGUGGCGGGCGGCAACGAGGCGCGAGACGAUCUUAGCCGCAGAACCGAAGAGGACAGGUAUCGCGCAAACGCGGCGGCUGGCAGACGACGCCCCGAGUACGCAAGCCGCGCGCCGGGCGAGGAGGACCGACCUAGACGCGAGGAGGCCGGCGCCGCAUUCGGCGGCGAGCAGAGGCACCGAGGAUACCGCACCGCGCGCGAAGAGCACGCUUAG
Besnoitia besnoiti is the source of this 2283-nucleotide messenger RNA. RefSeq lists its product as uncharacterized. The record is from RefSeq and is a predicted model, not a curated record. Lineage: Eukaryota; Apicomplexa; Conoidasida; Eucoccidiorida; Sarcocystidae. The coding region runs from base 1 to 2283 and encodes 760 amino acids. The transcript has a single exon.